Molecule: messenger RNA, 4588 nt
Organism: Acanthopagrus latus (yellowfin seabream)
Lineage: Eukaryota; Metazoa; Chordata; Actinopteri; Spariformes; Sparidae
Gene: grnb
Product: granulin b
Exons: 17
Coding region: 233-2725 (830 amino acids)
Cellular component (GO): extracellular region
Source: RefSeq, a predicted model, not a curated record
UGUCAUGUGAUUGUUGGACAGUUGAGUGAAAUACAGCCUCACACAGUCCAGCUUUGUGUCUGAGGCACAAGACAAACACGAUAUUUAAUGUGACGAGCUGGUAACAAAAAAAAAAGAGAGAGAAAAGAAAAUAACUGCAGCUAAAUCCCAGCAGGUUGUAUGAGGAGUAUGCAGCUCUGUGCCUUUUGUUAACUGAAACUCAUUCUCUCUGCCUUCAAGUCAUCUGCUCAUAAUGACUCUGCAGAUGUGGAUCUUGUGUCUGGCUCUGGUGGGCCUCAGCACAGCGCUCGUCUGUCCUGAUGGAGGCAUGUGUGAGGACAAAAACACCUGCUGUAAGAACUCUGCGGGAGGAUACGGAUGCUGCCCGCUGCCACAUGCUGAGUGUUGUUCAGAUCACCUCCACUGCUGCUAUGAGGGGACAAUCUGUGACCUCGUCCACUCCAAAUGUGUUAAUAAGACCGUUUCUCUCCCCUGGAUGAGACGACUUCCUACCAAACCGGCCUCAAUCAUCCCCCAGCUCGAGCAGAGCGUGAAGGCAGUCAUUUGUCCGGAUCAGGAGUCCGAGUGUCCGGAUGACACCACCUGCUGCCAGCUUCUCGACGGCUCCUGGGGCUGCUGUCCGUUAGUUAAGGCGGUUUGUUGUGAGGAUAAGCUCCACUGUUGCCCCGAGGGAACAAAGUGUGAUAUUGCUCACUCGAGAUGUGUGUCGUCCUCACUGCAGUUCUUCCCCAUGCUGCAGAAACUGCCGGCCAGACGGAGGGAGAGUUUUCCAGUGUCUUCAGUCGGUUCAGUGACUUGUCCUGAUGGGAAAAGCAGCUGCCCAGAUAGUUUUACAUGUUGUGAGCUAACUGGUGGAGACUACGGCUGCUGCCCUUAUCCUGAGGCCAUGUGCUGCAGCGAUCAUAUCCACUGUUGUCCCUCCAACACAAUAUGUGACCUGGAACAUGGAGUCUGUAAGUCUGGUGAGACACAACUGCCUCUGCUGAAGAAGAUCGCUGCUGUAACCAAUGACGUUGAAUGUGCAGAUAAGUCGGCGUGUCCUGAUCAGACAACAUGCUGCCAGAUGAUCAACGGGUCGUACGGCUGCUGUCCAAUGCCUGAUGCUGUCUGUUGUUCAGAUCACAUCCACUGCUGUCCCUCCGGCACCCAGUGUGACCUCAUCCAGGGCACCUGUGCGUCGGACCAGACGGAGUCGAGUCUGGCUGUGAAGAUCCCCGCUGCUGCGACGGAGCUGUUGACAGCACAGAGCAAAGUCGCUGCUGUUCCCUGUAACGACUCCGUGGCCUGCGCUGACGGAAGCACCUGCUGUAGAACGCCGGGGGAAGAAUGGGCCUGUUGUCCACUGCCAAAGGCUGUGUGUUGUGACGACCACCUUCACUGCUGUCCCCACGACACCAUCUGCAACCUGGCAGCCGCCACAUGCGACGAUCCCUCAGGCAGCGCCGUGACGUCCUGGCUCAGUAAAGCGCCCGCCUUCCCUUUACUGACCGUGAACAGCAAGUGCGAUAAAUCUACGUCCUGUCCUGGAAAAUCCACGUGCUGUAAGACGGAGGGCGGAGACUGGGCCUGCUGUCCUCUGCCUCAGGCUGUGUGCUGUGACGACCACCUCCACUGCUGCCCUCACGGUAAAGUCUGUAACCUGGAGGCUGAAACCUGCGACGACCCGUCGGGUUUCCUGCCGUCCGUCCGCUGGGUGGAGAAGGAGUCGGCUCUGACCUCGGUGACAAAGGAUGAGAAAUGUGACAAGCAGACGAUGUGUCCAGGAGGAACCACCUGCUGUAAGAAAGACAGUGGAGUGUGGGCCUGCUGCCCUCUACCUCAGGCUGUGUGCUGUAACGAUCACGAGCACUGCUGUCCAAAAGGGUACAAGUGUAACGUGGCUGAACAGACCUGCGAGCAGCCCGGUGGUCUCAGCCUGCCCUGGCUGCAGAAGAUCCCGGCCUUGCAGAAGGAGCUUAGUCAGGCUGUUUCCGGUCCAACGCAGCCAGCCAAGAACAUGUGUGACGCCCAGACCAGCUGCCCCAAGGACACAACCUGCUGCUUCAUGGACAGGACACAGAAAUGGGGCUGCUGCCCUCUGCCGAAGGCUGUGUGCUGUAAUGACGGAAACCACUGCUGCCCCAGCGGUCACAGCUGCGAGCCUCACCGCUCCUCCUGCUCGAGGGGCCCUCACGUUAUUCCCUGGUUCACCAAACUGAGCGCCAUGACCGAGCCGGACGCCGCCAACGACAUCAAAUGUGACGACAAGAGCAGCUGCGCUUCAGGAACGACCUGCUGCAAACUGCAGACAGGAGAGUGGGGCUGCUGCCCGCUGGUCAAGGCCGUUUGCUGUGCGGAUCACGAGCACUGCUGUCCUCAGGGCUACACCUGCAACAUGCAGACGGGAACCUGCGAGAAGAAGGACCACGAUGUUCUGAUCCACACCCUCCCUCAGAUUGAAGUGGUGCAGUCCGAGCCCAGGGACACUGAGGAUGACACAGACAUACCAUGUGACAGCACGGGGGCGUUUCACUGCCCGGAGCGAGACACGUGCUGUAAGAUCUCAGCCACAGAGUGGGCCUGCUGCCCCUCACCCCGGGCCGUCUGCUGCUCCGACUCGAAGCACUGCUGUCCUGCAGGAUUCUCCUGCGACCUGCAGUCUGGAGGCUGCACUCAGCAGGACCGGCUGAGCUGGGACUCUUUGCUCGGGGACAGAAAGAAAGACUUUGUCCGAGGUGGACUUUAAUAAGGAGCGCUUAUUGUCGUCAGCCACCUACAGCUCAUGUUGUCUACGGAUGAUAAGGGCUUGUCCCUCUUCACGGAAGUGUAUUUACAGUUUCAGCACUCCUGAGUAUUUAACGUGGAGAUUUGGUGCAAGGCAGGGAAAAAAAAAAAAAAAAAAUGCACGCUUCAUUCAUCUGUCAUUUUAAAGAAGAAGAAGCACUCUGGUGAAGGAAUUAUUUCAACAUGUGUUCAACAGGAGUCUUUUAUUGCAUCUGGCAGAAAAUAUCUCAUCAUUAUCACGCUCGUGGAAAUAAGUUUGUGAUUAAACAACCAGGAAGGAUUGCACAGACCUGCAGUUUGUCUCAAGGAUAACAUUGGUAUUAUUCUGUAUUUUUAUGAAUUGUCAUAAAAUUCAGUGAAAAGACCAAAACCAACAAUGAACAACCAGUCCGCCUGCAAGAUAUUCUGAUUUCUCUGCUUGUCAGUCCUCCUCAACCCCAAGGCCAGAGGUAAAAAUAUGAAAAUCUUGAAAAAGUAACUUUUUUUUUAAUCUGAUUGCAGAGCACUCGAUCAGUACACUGGAGGAUGAAGGUGGACAAGUGGCUUCAGUCCGACUUUCCACAUGUUUUAAAAACUCUAUCUCAAAAAGCAGAUUAUUGUAGUUUUUAUCAAACGUUACAUGAACGGGAGGAAGUGGAGCCGUUGUUGGGAAUUAUUUCCGCAUCACUUGAUUUUGGUCUUUUUUCAUGAUCUAUUGACAAUAAGAAGAAUGUAGAAUAUCACUGACAGUCCUCUUUGUUUUUGUGUUUUCUGAUCGUUACUGUUAGAAGUGGGUGAUUUUCUUGUGUUGGUCCAUUUCUCUUUGAAACAAGAGGAACUUGAAUUUAUUUGCUGCAACAUUUGAUUGGAUUAACUCUGGAUUUCUCCUCCUCUGUUUUAAAAACAUUCCUGUCCACACGACUUUCGCUUCGCAAGAUAUGAGAACGUUUUACACGAGAGUGCAAAAACGAUGACAAGCGCUGAAACAGGCACAGCGGGCCAGUAGGCGGCGAUAACGUCAACAUCGGCAACACUUCACAAACCAGAGAAGAACAUUCUGAUACGACCGAUCUCGAAUGCGGUAAACACGACAGCACUUGAAAGCAGCACGUAGAGAAAAGCAGCAUUUCUUUGUUUAAGUCUUCAGGUGUACAAGUUCGAUCUGCUGGUCUGUGGAAGUGAUUCAGUGUAGUCUUUUUUGAUUUUACUUAAUCUGUUAUUGUGUGUGAUUUAUUGCAAGGCCCAGAAAUUAAAGGGACAGUUCACCCAAAAAUGUAAAUUCAGUGAUUCUCUCCUCACCGGCAUGCUGAGGGGAAAGUCAGGUGAAGUUUCAUAGACCGCAAAACUUUUCUGGAGUUUCACAGCAGAGCAGCGUUCCUCUUAACAACUGAAGGAGCUGGAGGCGUGUUUUAAAACGUCCCAAAAAAAUCGACUUGAAAAGAUGUUUGGUUUUUUUUUUUCAAGCCGAAAUAUUCUCCACAGCUGCUAAGCUAAACACGCUAGCAUGCACCACGUCUGACGUGGGGGCACAAGAAUGUAAACAGUCUACAAUCAGUUCAGCCAUUAAAUUUGUUAUUUUUUAACAUCUCCAUCUGUUUCAAUUUUGCUGAGAAGCUCUAUAAAUGUUUUGUGGACUAUGACACGUUACCUGGCUUUCCAUCAACAUGUGGAUGUGGAGAUAAUGACUCUAUUUACUUAUUUGGGUGAAUUGUAACUUGUUUUUUUUUUUUCUUCACGGAGGAGUACUUUGUUCAUGAGAUUGUAAUUUUAUUAAAUCCACUUUUUAUGAAUAAAGACUUGUCCCAUCCUGGAAUUAAAACAUCUAAACAUGUGCUCACCAUCAACA